AUGGCCGCCUCCAACACACCGCUUCGCUACCAGGUCAUGCGUAUCUACAAGGAAUUGCUGUACAUGGGCCGUGAAUAUCCCCUAGGAUACGAGUACUUCCGCACGCGUCUGCACCGCGCAUUUGCCAGCCAACGCCAUUUGACCGACGAGGUCAAGAUCAAGCAGGGCAUCGAGAGGGCCGAGUACUAUCUGAAGCGGUAUCGUACACUGCGCCAGCGCUACGAUAAAGGCGCAUAG
Exserohilum turcica Et28A is the source of this 237-nucleotide messenger RNA. RefSeq lists its product as uncharacterized. The transcript is spliced from 3 exons. The coding region runs from base 1 to 237 and encodes 78 amino acids. Gene Ontology annotation, cellular component: mitochondrion. Gene Ontology annotation, biological process: respiratory electron transport chain. The record is from RefSeq and is a predicted model, not a curated record. NCBI's taxonomy places the organism in Eukaryota, Fungi, Ascomycota, Dothideomycetes, Pleosporales, Pleosporaceae.